Anopheles stephensi (Asian malaria mosquito) is the source of this 2635-nucleotide messenger RNA. Its product is annotated as alkaline phosphatase 4-like. The coding region runs from base 764 to 2488 and encodes 574 amino acids. Gene Ontology annotation, molecular function: alkaline phosphatase activity. The record is from RefSeq and is a predicted model, not a curated record. Gene Ontology annotation, biological process: dephosphorylation. NCBI's taxonomy places the organism in Eukaryota, Metazoa, Arthropoda, Insecta, Diptera, Culicidae. The transcript has 3 exons.
AGCUUACGGGCCGGCAGUGCUGCACCGUAAACAGCAUGUGCCGCACGUGAGCGGUGGGCCACCGAACCGCCGAAAGCGAGCAAAAACAACAUUCAUCACGGCCAUCCAUCCGGUGGUCGGUCUCGAUUGUCAAGACCUAUUGCUUAUUAUUGCCCUCCUCCUCUUAUCUCGUCUAUUUGUUCGUGUUGUUCUCUCCCUUCCCGCACGCACAACAACACCCCACUUACCUAACCGUCGCACGAUCAUCCCCACGCCCAUCCGCUGACCCCUCUUCCCCCAACCCCCCCCCCUCCCUCUCCCACGUUCCCGGCCAGAACCGUGUGGCGAACCCAGCCGGUUCGCAUACGGCCUAGGUACAUCGCUUUCAGUAUUUAAGCACGAUCGGGCCCCGGAGAAGGUCAGCAGACAGCAUUCGGCGAUCGUUUCGGGCGGCUUCUUCGGAUCGGACGCAGUGAAAGUGUGCGCCUCGAUAUCGGCCAUAGCACACCCGAGCACACCUGCGGCGUUUGUGGAGUGUGUGUUAAGAUCAAACCCGACGACACGUUGGAGCGGCUGUAUCGACAGUGUUGGAUCGGACACCCCGAUCAUUUGUAUGCGACGAUGGCUUGCUGAGCGUUGUGUUGUGCCUUGGUUCCGGUCCCCUCGUGCAGUGUUAGUGAAAGUGUCCUGCAAAAACCACGGUCGCCAUCUAGCAUCCGAUACCUUGACGCCGUUCUAUAGUUGAUCCGUGCUGUUGCGAUUGCUGAUAUCGCAAACUAUUAUCAUGGCGUCGUGUUUGAGGUUUGCAACCGCUCGGUGCGUGUUAUUGCUGCUAAGUGGCCUAUUGUUCGUCCUAAUCUGUGAUAUUGAUCGUGCACAGGGUGCUUCCGUCUACAAAUCACCUAAUCUUGACGAUGCACGUUUUUGGCGACGGAAUGCUGAAGCUUACCUCAAGAAAGUUCUCAUGUACGACGAGAAUCGUCGUAUCACACCGGCGGUGGCAAAGAACAUUAUCAUCUUCGUGGGCGACGGUAUGGGAAUUGCGUCACUAUCGACUGGCCGCAUCUUCAAGGGUCAACGGGCCGGGCGCUCGGGUGAGGAGGAGCAGCUGAGCUUCGACAACUUCCCCAACACGGGUAUGUCGAAAACAUACAACACCGACCGACAAGUACCGGAUUCUGCCGGUACCGCUACCGCCAUGUUCUCGGGCGUGAAAACAAAGUACGGUGUGCUGGGGGUGGACUUUACCAUCACCGAGACGAAUUUGGAGGCAGCCAAAGUGCCGUCGUUCAUGGACUGGGCACAGGCGGUCGGUAAGCGGACGGGCAUAGUAACGACCACGCGCGUUACGCAUGCAACACCCGCCGCCUGCUACGCGCACACCAUUAACCGCAACUACGAGUGUGGUGCAAAGAUUCCGGCCAAUCUGAAGAACCGCAUUAAGGACAUUGCGCGCCAGAUGAUGGAGGAUGCACCGGGCAAGAAUCUUAACGUUGUGCUCGGUGGAGGACGAAACCAUUUCGGUGCAUCCAUGCCAUCGCAUCUGAAGCCGGAGUACCAGUUUCAGGGUGCCAUGGAGAAGACUUGCAUACGUACCGACGGUCGUAAUUUGGUCGAGGAGUGGAAGCAACGCUGGAACGGUACUGAAGCUGCCUACGCCUGGAAAACGUCCGAUCUGAGGGCAGUCGAGCUGGAUAAGGUAGAGCAUCUGUUGGGGCUGUUUAACGAUGAUCAUCUUAGCUACGAUUCGGUGCGCGACCGAUCGCCCGACGGAGAACCCUCGCUGAGUGAGAUGACGGAGGCGGCGAUCAAGGUACUGAAGCGGCCAGAUUCGCCCGGCUUUGCGCUAAUGGUUGAAGGAGGUCGCAUCGAUCACGCACAUCAUCAGAACCAUGCACACCUAGCGUUGGCUGAGGUCGUGGAGUUGGAUAAAGCGGUCGAAACAGCACUCAAUAUGGUCGAUCUCGACGAAACGCUCAUUAUUGUUACGGCCGACCAUUCGCACGCGAUGACCUUCAACGGCUAUCCAGACCGAGGGAACGAUAUCCUGGGUUUCGGUAAUCGACCGAACGCGACACCGUACGAGACGAUUACCUAUGCAAACGGACCCGGCUUCCUGCAGCACCGCUGGAACUCCAGCUUACUGACGGAAGAGUCUACCGAUUGGGCGACCUGGGUUAAGCUGAACCAGCUCAACAGAAGUGAAGUCACCUACCGGCAUCUGUCCGCGUUUCCGCUGCCGGAUGAAACACACGGCGGUGAGGAUGUGGCCGUGUUUGCUGCCGGUCCCGGAGCCAAUCUCGUUCGGGGUACGUUCGAGCAGAACUACAUCGCGUACGUCAUGAGCUACGCCGGGUGCAUGGGACCUGCCAAACGAUUUAACGUUGCCUGUGACGAUGGGUUCCUCCAGGAGUUUACCAAAGCGUCCGGUGCGGAACGUGCCGCCUGCAGUAUUGUGCUAGUCAUCGGCCUCUUGCAUGCCAUCGUAGGAUUAGUGGGGCGAAUUUAAUUUGUUAAGUGUUAUUGUAUUGUACGGGUAGACCGUUAAGUACUGUUCUUUACAUUGAUCGAAAGAUGCUGGCGUCGAAAUCUUAGAGGAAGGUUUACAAAAAUAAGCAUACAAAAUAUACAGCGUUGGAUACAAAUGGAAAGCUUA